AUGGCGAAUCUCGCGGAACUGCCAGCUGAACUGCUCAUAGACAUCGUGCAUUCGUGUUCACACACAGACAUCAAGCACCUCAGCGAGACCUGCCGCCUUCUCCACAACAAACUGCUACCUGAGCUUUUUCGCAACCUUGAUUUAAGCACCCAUAAUGCCACUAUCGAAUGCUCCUUCGAUAUUUACCGCGAAGGUCGAGUCGUGCGAGCUGCCACAGGCCGAAAGGCCGUCGUACCUCCUAGGUUCUCCGCUCGGGAAUGGCAUAGUAUCGACCAAAGCACUGCUAGAAAGCAGGAGCUGUUGAUAAGGACCAUUGCCGAGAAACCUACCUACGCAAAGUAUGUGCGCGAACUACACUGGACAGUUCUCGACAGCUAUCAGAACAUCACCCAUCAUCGAGAGCUGUUCGACGCGCGACCUCGUUACUGGCGCGCCAUUUACGCUGAGACAAGCUGGUCUAAACAGGGGCGAGAUCGAGAUACUCAAGCCAUGGUGAGAGUAUACGAACCAGGGUCUCCACUCACCGCAGACGAGAAGCUACAUCUGCUGUGGAGAAUGUUUUACGACAAUGACAACAGAAGGACCCACUAUGAGAAAUACGAGAGGACUCUCAGCAAAGAGCGUGAGGAGUUUCCACCAGAAGAUGCUACUCUGCCGAAGAAGCUCUUCCAUGAUGCUCGAUCUAUUCGACUAGGCGGACGUAUGACGCGCGAAUUUGUCACCUGUGUUCUCGGAGGGCCGCGUCUCGAAAGCAUAGAUCUGAACGACCUAAAGCUAUGGGCCGAGCUCGAACCAGCUUCCAACUCCAACCCAAAGCCAUCUGGAUCGGGUCUCGCAAGCCUUACCACAGAUACAGCGGAGUCUGAGCUGGAACCGCCAGCUUCGAACCAACUCCAAGAGCUACGCAGGUAUCUCGACGUAAAUCGUGCCAGACUGCAGAUGCGACCAAACGAGCGAGUGCUGGCAGACACCCUUGACACGCUCGCAGCCCGCCAGUCUGUUCUUAAAUCUCUUCAUAUCACCAUAUCAGGGCCUGAUACGGGUUACUAUUACACUACCCAGGAUACAUCACUGUAUCACUCAUGGGCACGUUUCCUAGCAUCGACACGCAAUACUCUAUGUAAUCUCUUCUUCGAACAAUGUGAAGGUAUCAAGGAGUCGGCCGGCCCUCGUAGGGGCCGUGAGAGAAGGCAGACACAUGGAACCCGUCCGAUGGACUGGCUUUUUGCGGAACAGGUGCUGCCUGUCUUGUUAGGCGCUCCAUGGCCGCACAUGAAACGCAUGGAGAUCAGAGGCGUAGGCAAACUCGACAGCGUGUAUCAUUAUCAGCUUGGGCGGAACAAGGAAGUGGCUACAGAGCAGCUUCGUAAGCUGCUGGACCACGAAGCAGAGUUGGUAAUCGAAGAGGGGUCGUCUGCAAAGUGUGAGCAUGUCGAUCCAGCUGAUCCAGGCAUCCCACCCAUAUACAACCAAUGGGAAGAUUGGACAGCGAUCAUGGAUAGGCGUAAGAAACAAAACCACAGCGAUAGCGACAGGGACAGGGACAGCGCAAGAAACGAGACCGGCGGACUUGCGACUUGUCGUAUCAGCGAUUACGAGCAGAUAUCAUUUCGAUGGUCAGACGGUUUGAUAGAUGAGAAGAGUGCUAUUCGUAUUGUAGAUCCAGAAUACCUGCCGGAUACGGAGUUAUUGGGAGGACCCAAUCCCGAAAUCGAGAGGGCAUGA
Alternaria arbusti is the source of this 1725-nucleotide messenger RNA. RefSeq lists its product as uncharacterized. Bases 1 to 1725 code for a protein of 574 amino acids. The transcript has 4 exons. The record is from RefSeq and is a predicted model, not a curated record. NCBI's taxonomy places the organism in Eukaryota, Fungi, Ascomycota, Dothideomycetes, Pleosporales, Pleosporaceae. Gene Ontology annotation, molecular function: protein binding.